AUGUUCCAAGAGAUUAUUCCAAUGAUGGACAGUUAUAAUACCUCACAAACACUUAUUCGACAAUUAGAUACACGAUUAAGCGAUAUUGUUAAAGAGGGUUGUAGGAAUUUGAAUUUGAUUGACAGCGCUAUAUCCUGUAUGGCUGAAAUUCAAUUAAAGUUUUUACAAAAUGAGGAGCAACCGAGCAUUUGUCGACUUUUCAUCGUUUCUUACAGUUUAAUAUCUUAAAAAACAAAAACCUGAAUUGAAACUUGAUGAACGAGGUAAUAAUUCGACAUCGUCUACGUCUAAUAUUUUUGAAGAUAAACUUCGAAUACUAUGCCAUGCACUAUAUUCAAUUGGAUCGAUGUGCCGUUACUUUGAUUUUGAUAUUCUUUUAAAAAAUGAACAAAGGGACCUUUUUAUUGAUAU
This is a messenger RNA of Meloidogyne enterolobii, 411 nucleotides long. Lineage: Eukaryota; Metazoa; Nematoda; Chromadorea; Rhabditida; Meloidogynidae. The record is from the annotation of a GenBank genome assembly.